GUGUACAAGUCUAAACCAGUGCUGCUUGUACUUUGGACAGGUCGAUGGUGGCAUGGCUGAAGCUUCACAAGGUGUCAACUCUGCUGUGGAAACGCGUGAUGCAUGCACAGGUACAGGCACUAGUAUCGGGACCAGCAUAGAACCGGACUGUUUCGGACCGUGUGAGCCUGGCACAAGUGUUAACCUAGAAGGCAUUGUCUGGCAAAAGCCAAGCGAGCCCGCUCGUGCCAUGAAGAGCAGCACGCCUGAUGGCCCGGCGACGGCCACCCCACCCAGCAGCAACAACAAUGACGUCAAGCCGGCGGUGAGCAGCAACUUUGACGAUGACAACAACGAGUGGGAGUUUGCUGUGAACGACCUCAUCAUAGACCUGGAUGCUGACAUCGAGCGGAACACCGACGAGAAAACACAGCGGGCGCCACCGCAGCAGCAGCAGCAGCCCGCCGCCGCCGCCACCGACAAACACGCGGCGGCGCCGGUCUCCGCGGACGACAGGACUACGUGCGUCGCGGAGCGAGGGGGCGCCACUGUGGUAUGCGCCGCUGAGAAAUUUGCGGCGUCGCCAACGACGACGAUGGAGAAGACUUGUAAGGGACGCGGCCCUGUGUCUCACCGGCGGGAGAAGGCCAAGGAGAGGGUCGUGCGGACCACCGCCGCGGAGCACACUCCAGGGUUCCCGGGGUUCUCCUCGGCGGGGAAGGCGGCGGCGGGGACAGUGGGGAAGCUCCCGUCUCCGCGCAAGUUUGAGUCGAAGGCGGGAUUGCCGCGGACUCCGGCGGGGAGUGAGGGCGCCACCGCGGCGGCGGCGGCGCGGGCGGCGGUCGAGCCACGGGGGCUUGCCAAGCUAGCACAGCAAGCGCAGGUUCACAUGAAACCCCUGGUGGGGGUCGCGCGCGGCGGCGGCAGCGGCGGCGACCACUCACACGUGAACGGUGCAGUGCCGCCGCCAGACGCGUGGACACAGAAACACGGCGGCCCCGCGCCACAGCCAGGGGGCACCACCGGCAAGAACAUUGCGAUAAAGGCUGCGAGCCUCAAUGUGGCGCUGGAGGAGAUUAGCAAGAAGAUCGUCAUUAAGCAGGAGAAGCAAAGCGAAACGUCAGGUUCCUGUCAUGCAUCUUCGUUUCUUCUCGUCCACAGCUUCUGCGAUUCGCCGACGAGUGACCUUGAGACGCGCACGCCCAAGGGUCGCGGCAAGCGAGGUCGCUCGUCUAACAGCGCUCCCAACGACCUCUUCAACUACACGGAGACGCGCUCGGGAGGGGUGCACAGCAAGCUACGGAACGGGGCCAAGGGUCGCCGCGGCGGCGGCGGGGGCGGAGGAGGAAGCGGAGGAGGAGGAGGAGGAAUGGGAAACCCGCCCCCUAGUCCCGCGAAAUCCGACGUUACGCCCGUCGGUACGAAGCGGCGAGUUAAGGACGGCGACGAUGAUGUCAGAGUGUUCAAGCGCAGCCGCAGCAACUCCCGCGGCACGCCGACGCCGACGCCAACGGUUGCCGGGGGCGACGGCACGUCCGCCCCUGCAUCGCCGCAGCUCAUAGAGUGUCCCGAGAGGAACUGCGGCAAGAAGUACCGUCACAUCAACGGUCUGCGCUACCACCAGUCUCAUGCUCACCUCGACGCCGCGGGGGGAGACGCCGCCGCCUCCGCGACGGCAGGAGGAGGAGGAGGCGGGGGGAAGCAGACGGAUCUGGAUACGGAGAACGAGGAGGAGGGUCACGACGUUGCGUCGGACGAGAGCCGACCCGUCACGCCCACGCCUCCCCCCUCCUCCUCCUCUUCCUCCUCCUCCUCCGCCUCCGCCGUCGCCACGGCAACGAAGCCGGAGGAACUCUUCAAGAAGCCGCUCAUCAACGCGACGACGACCACCGCUGAACCGCCCGCUGCCGGUCAGGGCUCCGUCGCCACGACAACGACGACGACGACGACAACGACGACGACGUCGCCGCCGGCGACCGCGGCCGCGGAGACCACAGCGGGAGAGAAUGUGGAGAAGCCGGCGUCCGCUCAGCACACUUACGCGGCGGCGGCGGUGGCAGUGCAGCACGCCCAGCUCUACCCGAACCUCCCCGUCUUCUCUCGCCAGCAGGUGGCCGUUCCCAUGGCAACGCUGGGCAGCAUCGCGAUCGCUCCCACGCCGGUGCCGAGUCCCGCCAUCAGCACGGUGUCCAUCGCCGCUCUGCCCGCCGUCACCGCCGCCGGCGCAGCAGCAGCAGCCGUCGCCGCCGGCAACACGGCGGACGCUGAGCGCAAGAAGAAAGGAGACAAGAGCAAGGUGCGGGCGAGUCCCGCUCGACCCCUCCCUCCCCCCGCCGCCGCCGCCGCGGGGGAGUGGACCAAGUCCGCCGGCUCCCCGACCGUGGCGCCCACGCAGCAGCCGCUGCAGGCGACCGUCGUGCAGGCGCCCUCUGGCGGGUCGCGGGCGGUGUCGCCCGCUGGUGGCUCUCACGCGGCGGCGGCAACGGUUGCUCCACCCCUGCUGAAGCCGAUCCAGCCUAAGCAUGGGAGCGACGCCGCCGCCGCCGCGGGCGACGUGUCGCCGGCCCCAGCGAGGCAGGAGAAGAAAUCUAGACCUGCGAAGAAACGUGCGGCGAAGGAAGGCGAGGGUGACGGGGCGGCGGCAGCGGCGCGGGCGUACGACGAAGCCGCCAUCAGCGGCGACGCUAGCGCCCUCCUGCAGGUGAAGACGGAGGCGGCAGCGGCGGCGGAUGGUGGACAGAGUCCCGCGUACUCGGACAUCUCGGACGCUAACGACAGUGCCCCCGUGCUGGAGCCGGAACUCGCUCCCGAGACGGAGAGCAAGGUGAAGGACGCGCCGCCGCCCGUCGUCGUCGCGAAACCCGCGGACACACAGCAGCAGCCGCAGCCAUUCUCUCCCGGUUACAUGUACAGCCCUUACUACCAGCAGCAGCAGCAGCAGCAGGCGUACAUGAUGGCGAGGGUGAGCCCGGGACCGUCCGCGAUGCAGCGUGACCCCGCCACCAAGCCUUCUGCCGCGCCGCGCGACGCGCAGAGAGAGAAGCCUGCCGAACGCAAACACGAGGAUUCCGAACCGAAGAAGAACCCGCGCGUGGAGGAAGCCGAGAGGAUGCAGCGGGAGGCUGAGCGAGCGAUGCAGCAGCAGCAGCAGCAGCAGCACCAGCAGCACCAGCAGCAGCAGCACCAGCAGUCGGUGGCAGUGAUGCGCCAGCAGCAGCAGCAGCAGCUGGUGCAGCAGCAGCAGCAGCAGUACAGCAUGGCGGCUUACGGCUACCCGUACGGGCAGUACGUCGUAGACCCGGCCUACCACAUGCACCUGAUGACGUCCGACCCGAACUACAAGCAGCAGUAUGAACGUUAUCUCAUGGAACAGGAGCGAAUGCGCAGCGAACACAUGCAGCGUCAGCAGCAGCAGCAGCAGCAGCAGCAGCAGCAGCAGCAGCAGCAGCACGGCGGUGGUGGUGGUGGCAGCGGUGACAGGAGCCAGGCGUUAGGUCCCGGGGGAGGGGAGCAUCGGAACCAGCAUCAAGCCGGCGGCGAACACAGACAGUUGGGCGGCUUCGAACAGAGACUUCAGCCCCCUGGUGGCGACCCGCGGCACGAGCCGCCCCCUGGUGGUGACCCCAGGCAUCAGCAGCUGGGCGGCGACUCGCGACAUGCGCCGUCGAUGAGCGGCGAGCACAGACAGCAGCCGUCAGGUGGCGCUCCCGGGCAGCGCGGCGACCAGCGUCCGAAGCCAGCGCGGUCGGGCGAGGCGGCGCGUCCCGAGAGCAAGGAUAGCUCGCUACGACCCUCCUCGCUCUCUUCCUCCUCCUCCUCCUCCUCCUCUUCCUCCUCCACCGCCGCCGCCGCCACGUCGCAGGGAGACACCGCAGCGAGGAAGCUUCCCUCGGAGAAGGAGCGGAUAGAGAACGCUCUUAAGGAGAAGCAGAACGAGAACCACGCGAUCCUGCGGGAGAGCAUCGAGCUCAAGGCUCAGAUGGGAGACGGCGCGCGCAAGUACGACGGCGCCGCCGCCGCCGCCAGCGCCACCUACGAGCAGCAGCAGCAGCAGCAGCAGCAGCAGCGCCUCUACCAGCAGCAGCAGCAAGAAGAGAUCCGACGCUACAUGAUGCAGGAGAGAGCGAGCGUCGAACACAAGCGCAUGGACGCGAAGCCGGGUGGAGGCGGCGGUGGUGGCGGCUCGCGACCCAAGGACUCCUCCCCGGAUCGUAAGAAGCCACGCACGGACACGGAGGGCAAGCUACGCACGGACGCGGAAGGGAAACUACGCACGGAUGCGGAAGGGAAGCUGCGCACGGAUGCGGAAGGGAAGCUGCGCACGGAUGCGGAGGUGAAGCCACGCACGGAUGCGGGGAGCGGCAGCGGCGGCGCGCAGAAGGAGCAGCAGUCUCCGUCGUCGUCGAUGACACGACCUCGCAGCCGCGACAGCAAGCAAGCGCGCGCCGACGUUAAAACCGAGGUGGGGGUGCCACCGUCGCUCUACGCCAGUCCCUACAUGCACCACCCGCAGUACAUGCCGCCGGCAGCGUUCGCCGCGCCACUGCACUUUGACCCGAGUCACCCGCUGUACCAGGGCGUUCCCCCGGCGAUGCUCUACCCCGGGGCUUACAUCCCGCCGCAGAUGCACUACCAGGUCCACGUUGAUCAGCGCAUGAAGGUCGAGAAGGGCUUGCUGUCGCCGGGGGGUGAGCCACCGAAGGCACUGGAGCUGCUGCAGCAUCACGCCUCACAGUACUACACCCACCAUCACAUGCAGCAGCAGCAGCAGCUGCAGCAGCAGCAGCAGCAGCAGCAACAGCAGCAGCAGCAGCCGCCGCCGGCACCGUCACAGCUGCCGCCGCCGCCACAGCAACAGCAGCAUCAUCAUCAGCAACAGCAGCAACAGCAGCAGCAGCAGCAGCAGCAGCAACAACAGCAGCACAAGAUACAUGAGCUGGCCGUGCCGCCGGAGAAGAAGGCUUCCCCCGCUCCGUCGACGCCGACGUCUCGUCCCGGCAGCAGCAAUGAGAAACCGAGGAGUGAUUACCGGGAGUCUCCUCCCGCGCAGAGGCACGUUCACACGCACCACCACACCCACGUCGGCGUCGGAGUCGGAUACCCCAUCGUACCGCCCGCGGCACCAAGACCAUUCGAUCCGAGUGAAAGGCCCUAACCCACAGCUGCUGCUGCUGCUGCUGCUGCUGCUGCUGCCACACUGCUACCAGACGCUAGGCCGAUGAUGCCGCCUACGUAACUGUGAUAAAGGAGAUCUUCUCAUCUCUUUGACGCCAUGUCCCGCAUCUUUGUUUCUGCCGACAGACGUAGCGCUGUAGCGUAGCACUCAGACGUGACGGACACGGACAGUGAGUGUGAGAGAGGGAGGCGGCGUGGUGGUGUAGCCCACGAGUGGAAGCCGCGCUGUCGUCAUGGUGACCGACUACACAAACACACCAACACGCGCGCUACUUUGCGGCGGCAGAUUCCUCCUGUGGAGUAGAUGGCGCCACAUGUAAUCCAGCCAUAUUGUGUUGGGUGUUUGAUAGCUAGACAUUAUCGGCAGUUGCUAAAAACAUGUCAGCUCUGCUCCAGUGAUGAGAGCUCGGCUUGUGAUUGCACAAGUUGCACCCCACCCUUGUACACUGCCGAGGCACCCAGCCAGGUUUAAGUGCUGGAAACAGUGCUGUACAUCAAAGAACCUGACAGUCUUUCAACUGCAAGCAGCACAGAUAUGCAUUUAUCGAUAUAUUAGGUAUUGUAUAGUUGUUGAAGCAUAUUAGUGUGUUUUGUGUCAAAUUGGUAAUUGCCAAAUUCCCCGGUAUGAAGUCCACAGACUUGGUAACUAAACUUCUGUAUAUUAAUUGUUCAGUCACAGUCAAAUGUUAACAUUUCAGUCGUCGUGUGUCCGGUAGGAAUGAAUGAGUUGUGAGACAGUAAGGCAAUUUAUUCUCAGAACCGGUCACUUAAACAGUGUAAGUACAUGCACUUAAUUGUUAUUGCUUAGGAAUAAAACUAACAGCGCAGUGUAUAAGUUUGGAUUCAGCUAGAUGCUGUAACCUGGGCAGAAAAUGUCAAAAGGAUUUUUUAUAUUCGUAAUUAGUCACCUGGUGUAAAGAUAAAACAUAUCUGUAAGGCAUUACAUGUGUAGCAGUUCGUUUCUAUUUUCACCUGAAUGUGAUUCUGUCAUGAAAUCAGGAUAAAAUCCUGUGUUUUGAAUUAAAAUCACCGAAAGCCCACAGAAAAGGUGGUGUAAUUUUUCAGUAAGCACUGUGGAUUCUCUCUUAUGCAUUCAUUGUUGACACUCACUAGUAGAAACCUAUGUGAUUGUUAAACUGUUGGAAGUUUUCCCUCCACUUCUAUUUGUUUUCAGCUGUGGUGUUGUGUUCAACAGUGGAUACCGCUGGAUGCAUUGCCAGCAAACGGUCGAUAUAUUUGCAGUGUUUGCUCUUUGUUCCACUAGGUGGCGCACAUUACUCUCUAGGCUAGUUACAUUGAAAUUACGCUGCCACCAACAUGGCGUUCCUAUGUAACGAGCAGAUUGUCCCUAAUAACUGGUAAUAUACUGAUAUGUACAUUCACUUAGAUCCAUAUACUGAUAUGUAAACUGUUGGAAUUUAAGGAGAUCCAAUAUGAUGCCCUUAAAAAUUUCCCACGAGUCUUGUUUCUAUCAAUGAUCUGCAUAUCCCCCUGAGUGCUAGUCAUCAUUGUUUAAAGAAUAGAAUAGCAGUUAAACCUGAAAGCACAUUUUGUAGGAGGGGCAGAGGGCUGGGUGAAGAAUUGGUACCAUGUGGUUAGGUUUUCCGCUAUCGUAGCAUGAUGACAACUACUGGGCCCAUCCUAGCGUAAAGUCGCAUGUGUAUGUAUGAAUGAGGUGGCAUGGUGAUUGUGUGGCACGUGAAUCAUAGCGAGAACAUGGAGAGGAGGAUAUGAACGUUUAGUAGACAUCGUUGAUGGAGACAGGAGAGGGUACAUUGUGGCUGAACCAAAGCCAUAUUGGAUUUGGAGACUGUCACUCAUGUAGACUGCCACCUCGUUGUUAGACUGCACCACCGUGUCAAUCGUUUUCCAGCUGUAAAUGGCAUUUAUUUCCCAGUGCUAUGCACUGUAUGUAAAAUACGGUAUAAAAACUUUGUUAAUAGUGUUAACCACAUCAUUUUGUGUCAUAUUUGAUCGUAAAACAUCAUUGGCUACUAGUGUAUAAAAGAGAGAGCACUUGCACUAAGCACAGCGGCUGUAUGAGCCCACACUGUACUUCUAUAGUGGCUCAGACUAUUAAACAGAUGUAUAUAUUGUAUUAUACUGGUGGCAUGAUAAAGCGUGAUAGGAACAUUCGUACACCUUCGUCUGGUUGAAUGCGAACUGUAUCAGUGUCAUAAUCCAGUAUGCGCACCAUUAUUUGCUAAAACUUCGUUCUGCCACCAGAGGGCGCCGUACAUUCUUCCAGCAGCAAGCAUAUCUGUUGGGAGACGGUCGUGAGUAACGCGAGGUCUGUCUCGCAGACAGCUGAAUAUGUGGCAAGAUGCAGCAAUGUAUCCACCCACCCAGCCUAUGUCACCAAGGCGCCUGGUGUGUGCGUGUUGCGUUUCUACUCGCUGGCAAACUCCGAUCGUCCGACAUUUUGCUUUGUGUCGUACCGUGUACGUAUACGGGGACGGCUAAUGUUUCGCUAUGACGUGUUGCCUUUAUAUGUGUAGCAGACGAGAGAAAAUGCGCGCGUUUCGCACGCAGAAACGAAGCAGUGACGUCCAAUGUUAAGUAAAAAUUUUUGUACGAGCGAAAUUACGAAGCGAAAUGCGUUAUCAAUCGAGUUAAGCCUUUUUCGUACGACAGCGAGCCAGCGCGGGUGCAUACCAACUACGCCGACAGACGCUGAGGGAUGCCAGCGGGGAUGGGAGUCUGUGGCUGCACUCUAUAUACGCAUCAGCGAGAGCGAGAGGUUUCCCACAGAUUUUAGAUGCUGUCAUGAAAGACAGGUGUCAUGCGUGCGUCACGAUCAGUGAGCCGGUAUGCCACCGCCUUCUCACUGACCCCCACACACACACUUUGUAUAUGUGCUCAAUGUAUAUUUUAUGUAGAAUGUAACGAAAAUCGUAAUGAAAGGCCUAAUAGUUUUCCAGCUGUGGAAACAGCAUGAUGUAACUGUAUAUCUGCAUGUAUAGAAGAAGUAAAAUUUUAAAAUUUAAUGUUUUGAAAAUA
This is a messenger RNA of Priapulus caudatus, 8154 nucleotides long. RefSeq names its product zinc finger protein 608-like. Lineage: Eukaryota; Metazoa; Priapulida; Priapulimorpha; Priapulimorphida; Priapulidae. The record is from RefSeq and is a predicted model, not a curated record. Gene Ontology annotation, cellular component: nucleus. The transcript is spliced from 7 exons. The annotation marks the transcript as partial. Gene Ontology annotation, biological process: regulation of transcription by RNA polymerase II.